CGCCGGCACGUUCGCUCUCACCUGGCCAAUCUUGUGACGAGCGCGUUAGGAAGAGGUAAUGUUUUUUCUCAUUUCGUUUUGGCUUUUAACAUCGCGUUCUAACUUUGUAGUUAGCCAUACACAAAAAUAAAAACAACAUUAAGUUGCGAACACUUUCCAAGUAGAUGGACCUAAAAAUGUUGUGUUUAUGAUUCAUGUUUGUUGUUCACAAACGGAAAAUUUUCUUCAGUUAGAUUAUUAAACUUUUCUUGUGUAAAUCUGUCCAACUUUUCAAGUUCCUUUGUGGUAGGAUUUGAAUGUGUAUUUCUCACUGUUGCUCUCGAGCUAAUUCUAGUGCUUUAUGUGCGGUGUUUUUAUUACUUCCACAAGUUUCCAAUGGAUUGUUAAUGGGAGGAGAUCUAGCUAUACAACAGUCUAGUCAACUUUGUUCAAAGCAAGAGAAGAUAGACUCGCGAAUGUAUAACAAGUACAUUUAAGAGAAUACUUCACAUCUACAGUGAAUGAUAGGCACGUCACGUGACCCAUCUAUUCUUGAAGUCAAAUUGGACAUGUCUCUUGCUGUUGGGAUACAGAACAAGUUCUACAAGGUGACCAAUGGUGUUCUGUGUGGAUAACAGAAUUUUUCAGAAUGGAACUCUGAUCGCUACGAUGGCCCACACUUGUUCUACGGAAUGUUUUUAUUUCUCUGAGGCUUUCCACAGAAUGUUCUAGAGUUAAUAGAAUACGGACUGGUUUUAGUGUCGGAAUUUAAGUGAUUUAAAAAAGAAAAUUACCGUACAGAGAAUAUUCUUUAAGGGUUGGGAGUUAAAUUUGGAAUUCGAUAAAGUUUGUGUUCAAAUGAAAAGCAUGUGAGUUCUGGAUAAUUCUUAAUGGAAGAAUCUAAGAUAACUUAUUAAAAUUCAAAUAGGGCUAAAAAAAAAAAGUAAAAUUCUAAUUGGAGUUUGUUCCUACUUGUGUAAAAACUUUGGAAUUAUUAUUCUUUUUUUUUAUUGUGAUUAGAUUUCUUUGUGUGUGCUUAGGACAUUUAUUUAGUUUGUUCAUUGUCUUUAUGAGGAUAUUCCAAGUUUAGUUCUACCUCCAGUUAAUAUAAAAUUUUGGAACAUAGUUGAUGCAUUCACCAGCAGCUUUCAUGCUCUGUGCCCGUGGGUGGAGACUCACCUUAUGCUGAUAGCACAAAGGGGGUCACCGCCGCCCCGCGUCUCUCCUAUUGUUCUCGACGGCUGGUGGCCAGCAUGCAGAAGAACAUCCGCAUCAGCGAAGGCCAGCUCCUGUACCUGGCCAAUAAGGCCAGAGUGGAGAACACCAUGUGUGGCUAUCUGUACAAGAGGAGCACUGACCUAGGCAAGUGGCAGCAGAGGUACUUCGUUCUCUACCAGAACGUUCUCUUCUACUAUGAGAAUGAGAACUCCACCCGCCCCUCUGGGGUAGCACUCCUGGAAGGGAGCUACUGUGACAGGAUCAUAGCGCCAGCAGCCAUGAAGGGCAGAGAAACGGACAAACAAUAUGCUUUCACCAUUACCUACAAAAUAGAGGGCCAGCGACAGUAUGACCUGCGCAGUGAAUCAGAAGUUGAGUGUAACGCAUGGAUCGACGCUAUCAAGAGAGCAAGCUAUAGUAAAGUCUUGGAACAGAAAGAAGAACUCGAACAGAAGCACCUUCAUCUUCUUCAGAUUCUAGACAGCGAAAGACAAGCAAAGUGGCAUUAUGUGCAGCAGACAGAAGAGUUGGCAUGCGAAGUGAAAAAGUUGAAAGAAGAGCUCCAAAAGUUUAAAAAAGAGGUCUAUGGUAAUCACUGCAAAGUUGACGAAGAAACAGACGACUUGAAGAAAAUAAAAAAGGUUGCAGUCUCAGUGCAAAGUUUCUUUAGAGGCUGGUUGUGCCGUAGACGAUGGAAGCAGAUUGUUGAGCUGUACAUAAGAUCUCCACACGCAGAGAGCAUGCGCAAGCGAAACAGUAUUGUUUUUAGUAUGGUUGAGUGUGAGGAAGAGUACAACAGGCAGCUUUCUUGCUUAGUUACAUGCUUCUUGAGACCUCUCAGAAUGGCUGCUAGCUCCAAAAAGCCACCAAUUUCUCACGAAGAUGUUAAUUCCAUUUUUCUAAACAGCGAAACUCUUCUAUUUCUUCAUCAAAUAUUUCUGAAAGGUUUAACUGCUAGACUGGAAAAUUGGCCAACUUUAGUUUUAGGGGAUUUGUUUGACAUGCUGUUGCCUAUGUUGAGUAUUUACCAAGAGUACGUUAGGAAUCAUCACUACAGUCUACAGGUGCUGGCGGAGUACAAACAGAAGUUUGAGUUCAAUAACCUGCUCAAAAGGUAUGAGGAGAAGCCUGCCUGUGAGGGCCGCACACUGGAAACAUUUCUCACUUAUCCUAUGCAUCAGAUUCCACGAUACAUUAUAACAUUACACGAACUUCUGGCGCACACUCCACAUGAUCACGUUGAAAGAGAAAGCCUUGAAUUUGCUAAAAGUAAACUUGAAGAACUUUCACGGGUCAUGCAUGAUGAAGUCAGUGAAACUGAAAAUAUUCGCAAAAAUCUGGCUAUUGAACGGAUGAUAGUUGAAGGCUGUGACAUCCUUCUGGAUGUAAAUCAGACAUUUGUCAGACAAGGUCCGUUGCUUCAGAUCCUGAAUGAGAAAGGCAAGUCAAACCGAGGUCGCUUAGGAUCUUUCAGUUCCUCCUUCAAGGAAAGCAAAAAGGAAGUGGUCCGUCAAGUAUUUCUGUUCACAAAUCACAUCCUACUCACGACCAGGGCCUCCAACGGACGACUGCAUCUAGCUAAGCACAUUGGAAAAAUUGUAUUGUUGGACUGCACACUAAUAGAAGAUCCCAACUCGGAUAUAUUCUUUUUUGAUGAAGAAAUUCCAGCUUCUCUGGAUAACAUUGGCACCUACUCCUGGAUCUUGAAAAGCUCUCAGUUGCUGGACCUAGCAUCUUCAUUAGAUUCUAACCUAAGCCUUGGAAGUCAGACUUCUGCAGCUAAUCUUCUUCCUUUGCAAGGCCUGAGUGAGAAAGAGUCCAAGGCAGACUACAAUGGCCUUGAUUUUAGAUUGAUUGUUGAUUCCAAGAGUGGGCCCCCAGUGACCAUUACAUUAGUGGCCAGUACUCUCCAUGAAAAGGCAGCUUGGUGCAGUGACAUAAGUCAGUGCAUUGAAAAUUUGCACUACAGUGACUUGCUGAACAGCUCGAUGAGCGAAUCAUCUUCUGUGACGAUGCCCCAGUCUGUCAGAUAUAUUCACAGUACACAGAUAUGGUCUGAUCCAAAGCUAUUUCGUGAUGAUGUUGAUAUUAAAUUUAGCAGAACUUUGAACUCGUGCAAAGUUCCGCAGAUUCGUCAUGCAAGUGUGGAAAGACUACUUGAUCGUCUGACAGACUUGAGGUUCCUCAGCAUUGACUUCCUCAACACCUUCCUUCUGACAUACAGAGUGUUCACCACAGGUCACACUUUGCUGGAGGCCUUGAAAAAAGUGUACAAGAGUCAUGAAGGUGGUGCGAAUCACGAGAGUGGGGCCAACCUGACCAACAGUCUGACUUCUGUGGCUGCACACUGUCAGACUGAAGAGGAAACAGCUGAAGAUGUUGGAAGUCCACCUGAAUUCACAGGGGAGCCUCCUGAAGUAGAUGCUCGUUUUGUGAUCAAACCCCAGGCAGAGAAAAUGCGUCGCAUCAGCACUGGUUGCAUGAGGCAGGAUGAUGAUGAUGUUUCAGUUAGUAGCAGCACCAGCAGUCCAAGAGCAUCGUUCAGCACAGAGUCAUCCAGAAGUUCCUUUCAGCAGCAACACCCGCUGACUAAUUUAACACAAAAAUUUGAACGCGGUGAAUCUGUUGACAGUGAUGAUAGUAGAUCGGAGCUGACAUCUUUUCUACAGCCACCAAAGCCACGGGCUCUGUUAGCCCCCAUAGCCUCUUGUGAGACACUCAAUGACCAGGACAUUCCCGAUAUUCCUUCCAUAACUAGGCAGGAGUCAGGAUCUCCUACAGGGAUCAUUCUCUCAGACUUUGAUCUCGAUGAUGAGUCUAGUGCAGAUUAUGUAGAUACAGAUGAUGAUAAGCAGCUUCUGACCCCAUCAAUGGCAUCAACUUUUGCCGGCUCAUUAUCUUCAGAGUCACUGGUCUCACCUUCCAGCCCCAGGACGAUUACCUCCGCAGUCAGCUCUGAUACGCUCACACCAGGCACACCUAAAACCCCAGUGACUCCACGAGUUUCACCUUUUGGAAGCCCCAAACGUGUUCCAGUAUUAGGAUUAGGACUUAAGUCAGGCAAACUCAAUGGCAACUCUGCAAGUGGAAGCCCAAAGAGACCCUCAACACCAAGCCGUGUCAUGGAGACCUCAUACACUUUAGAUGCGUUAGCCCUAUCUCCUAGUAGCAGUCCUAUUCGGAUCAUUAAGCCUCGGCCAAUGUCAUCUCCAGUCAGAAUACCAUCUCCUUUGCUGCCAGGAACACAGAAGAGGGCCUCUUCACCUGGUCGCAUAACCUCUUCACCAGUACGCUCUCCUACCUCUAGCCCCAAAUUGCGUCGAGCUCCAUCUCCUAUUAGCUACAGCUAUUCUUCUCCUAAUAUAGUUGCUCCACAGAUCAAGAUCAGGCCAUUCUCAGGAAAGAGAGGGAGUGCUGAAGCUGAAAGCAUAAGCAUGCUGUCCACUCCUCGGAGUAGUUUUGCCCAAGUGGAUGGCUCGCCUCCUACAAGGGCCAAAGCUGGAACUGUGGUGACCUCUUCUAGAGCAUCUAAACGAAGAUCCAGCUCCUCAGCAGCAACAACAGCAUUUGCAGCUGCCACUGCAGGUUUAGCCAGCUGUGCAGAUCAGCAACAGAAAGGAAUAUCUAGAUACCUGAGUGUAGGAACUGGUACAUUAGAUGCAAGACCUGUUAUGAAAAAACGAGAAUCUGUUAUCAGCACAGCUGCCACCAUGCGCGUUCUUAAUGUCCUUAAACACUGGGUGUCCAAACAUCAGCAGGAUUUUGAGUCUGAUCCAGACCUUAAGCAACAGGUCAUUGACCUUUUGGAUGAGAUGGUUGUCAACAGCAACCUCCUUCCUGCUGAGCACAAGGCUGCUGCUUCCAUCCUGCGGACAAUUAGUAAAGAGCCAUCUCCUGAUAAAAAAGUUGACCUGACACAAUUACUUCUGCCUCCUGCAUCACCAUCGAAAGAUAAUCUGGAUACCCUCUCUGCACUGGACAUUGCAGAGCAACUGACCUACCUUGACCAUCAGAUAUUCAUCGCUAUUAGAAGCGAAGAACUAUUAAGUCAAGCCUGGAUGAAGCCAGACAAAUGCCACAAGGCUCAACAUGUUCUACUUGUCAGUAAACGAUUUAAUGAAGUCAGUCGACUUGUAGUGUCUGAAAUAGUUAGUCGUUCCAACAUGCAAGAUAGAGUGGCAUGUAUAGAAAAGUGGGCGGCCAUUGCAGAUAUCUGCAGGUGUAUGCACAACUAUAAUGGUGUGCUGCAGAUUUGUGCAGCUCUUGUGAACAGCUCAGUAUACAGGCUCAAGAAGACUUGGGAGAAGUUAUCCAAACAAACUAAACAAAUGAUCGACAGACUUCAGACUUUAGUCUCAUCAGAAGGACGAUUUAAAAAUAUGAGAGAUGCUUUGCACAGAUGUGACCCUCCAUGUAUACCUUACCUGGGGAUGUACCUGACAGAUCUUUCAUUCAUCGAAGAAGGGACACCAAACACAACAGAAGAUGGUUUGGUCAACUUUUCCAAAAUGAGAAUGAUUGCUCAUGUGAUACGAGAGAUCAGAUUGUUUCAACAGACUUCCUACAAAAUUGAGCAUCAUUCAAGGGUUACCAGUUACUUGCUUGACCCUAGCCGUUUGCUAGAUGAUGACCAAACGUAUAAAGCUUCACUGGAGAUAGAGCCUAAACAAUCUAGGCUGUCAGUGAUAUCUACACCCUCCUGAGAAUAGUUCAACCACCAACCAUCAGAUAGUCAAAGUUCAUUAGGGUCAUCCAGAUGGACUUGUAGUAGAACUGGGCAUUAUUAUUAGCCACUGGUCAGUGGUGGCCAGAUUUAUUGUGAUAUAAAAACAACAUUAACCAGCUUAUGUUGAUUAGUUCACGGGUGAUACAAAGACAACUUUGAAUGCAGCGCUGGUCGCGGUAGUGUAGUGGACACAGGAUGGAAAUGGUAACAUGUAGAACAACCAUUAUAAAAGAUCUCUUUUUUUUUGUAUUGUCAGAAGUUUGUAUUUAUGGUUGUGUAUGUAAACCUUUUUUUUGUGUUUUGACUAUAAGUCAUUCAAUGAUUUGUUACAUUGUAUCCAUUGUUGAACCACAUUGUUGUCACUUGACCAAGACUAUGACAUUGUUAAGGUUGUCUACAAGAGAUGACAUUUCAUGACAUGUACAGAUGACAUUAUUGACACCUCCGAAAUUCCAUGUACAUUUUAUGUCAAAUGAACAUAUUGUUGUUUUAGUUGGUUGUCAGUGUGUGGUAGUUGUGUCUGAAAUCUCCUUGAUGAGUUGCUUGUGUGGCUGUCCCAUCGCCCUCAGAUCAUGCUGGGCUUAAAACAAUACAAGAGAGAAACUUGGCAUCGAAUGCUAGCAACUAAGUUGAAUCAUAGCCUAAAGGUCCUGUCCUUAUUUGUCAAGCUAGUGGUGUUAAGGUAGGGUUUCACCAGUUGACCAGCAAGUAGUCUUAGGAAAUAAAAACCAAUUAUUAGUGUAUUCCAAUUAUUUGUAAGUUGAUUAUGAUCCGUGUUGAUAUUUGUCUGUGCUUGUGAAGGAAUGAGUUUGUAAAGCACUCAGAAUUGAUGAACACUGGAUGAAAAUGUAACAUUUUGAACACCAAUGUGUCCAUUUGUAUAUUUUUAAACCCAACGUUUCAUUUUGGGUAAUAGGAAAUAGGAAUACAAAAUAUGUUGUAUUAAAUAUUAUUUAUUUCUAUUUAAAAUAAUUACAUAUACGUCAUUUCAUCUUUAUUCCUAGUUUUUACUUUCUUAAAGAAUCACAGUGUGAUCAUUUACACCUAAAAAUGUCAGGCUGAAUUGAUCAAAGAUUGUGUUAAUUUGUAAAAAGAACUGAUCUCAUUUCAAUGCUAAUAUAUCAAGAAGAAGUUUGUGUUGUGUGUGUGUGUGUGUGUGUAUCUAUUGCAAGUGUAAUACCAAAAGACCCAACUUUCAGUUUUUUUUUCAGUUGAUGUUAUUUGGAACAAUGUCCAUUCAUCUAUUUAUUUGAAACCAUGGGGGACCAACAGAGCUUGGCAUGCUAUGACCCACCAUUCCAUUGCCAAUUUGGGCUCAAUUUUCUUGUGUCAUUUUGUAUUUCAUUUCUGAAGAUUUUAUGAUUGUAAAACUUGUGUUUUGGCUUGUUUGUUCUUCAAAGGUUAAAAUGUCAACCAAUACAUAAGGGGUCAAAAGAAAUGCAGAAACUGCUAGGGCUAUACAGACCUUUUCAUUGACAUGCAACUCUUUGUGACAGUUCAUUGGUUCAAUCAAAGACUCAAAAGUGAACUAACAUGGCUGUUGACAAGUUUAUAAUACAUCUUUAGAGAUGGUUGUCAAUUAGCUGAGUUGUGAAUUGGGUGCUGCUAAAAUUUUAAAAUUCAGAGGUUUCUAAUAAUAUUCAAGAAUACCUAGAAAAGAGUUGUAAUUUUUGAAAGAAAUUUACCUUGCAUUAUUCAACACCCUUCUCUAUUUAGCAAGCGUUUGAAACUAAACUUUGCAAAAACAGUUAUGACCUAUUUAUUCAUUUGCAUGUAAACUUUGUUAGCAUUACUUUGUUUUAAAACUUGAACAUUUUGAUCACAUGUAAAUCUUGACACCAAAAACAGUGUCAUUUUUUGAUUGGCCCAAUAGUCGUUUUGAAUUUAUAGCUAGAAAUAAAUUCAAGAAUAUUGUCUACUGUUGUCUUUUAAUUUUAGAAUGAAGAUUAAUGUCUCAGUCUAUAGUUGGCUAUUUUCUACUCCCAGUUUAGGAAAGUGGCUGUGACCUUCUACCCACCUAUGACUCCUAACCUAUAUUAUCAAAUUGGAUUCUUAUUUUCACAGCUCACAUUAUAAGAUUAUAUUUGUUUCAAUAAUUAUAUCAUGUUUUUAGUAUUAUUUUCAUUAUAAGUGACUCAUUUAUUCAUUGUUUUUGUUAUUUCACCUAAUCAUUACCCUAAAAUAUUGUUUUGGCCACAAAUUAUUGACAACAUUUGAGAUCCAAUACUCUCAGUUUAAACAACUUGACUUGAUAGACACAAUUGUUCUCUCUAGGCUGCUAGAUUUGGUAUGGAUUUAAACUGUUUUCAUUCAGAGACAUUCAAUCUAAGUAUCCAUGAGAUACUGGUGGUUGAGAAUGUUAUCAAGAUUGUAGGGAUAAUCAUGAGUAGGUCCUAUAUAAUAUUAUACAGAGCUAGUGAAGAUGGUUACUUUCUGUGGUAGAAACUUGCAGUAUGACAAGGUACUAAGUGGGUAGCAUCCAGAAUGUGAGGGAAAAUGAAACUAAGUUAUUAAACCAUGGAUAGGGUAGCAAGGAUUGAUCAGAGUGUUUCUUUCUACCAUGUCAUCAAUCCCUUCAUUUCACACUCUACUAGAGAAUGGAAUACAAGAAGUCUUUCUGUUGUACUUCCAAAAACUGAUUGUUUAAUGAGCCAAUAGUUAUCCAUAAAUUAUGUUUUCCUUCAAGCUAAAGUCAAGUCUUUGGUUUGUUAUAAGCACUUGCCAUGGUUUACACCUUUUUUUUUCUAUGAAUUAAUUCAAUUGUAUUUUUUUUUCAUAUAUUGUAACAUUUGUUUGAUUGAAGAGAUCUAUGAAAUCUGACUACAUACUUAGUACAAUUUGUUUUGUACAAUUGUUGUUUGGACUAGGAAUACCAGCAUGUUUGUUAUUGAAGACCAAAUCUUCAAAGUGAUGACAUGUUUGUUAUUGAAGACCAAAUCUUCAAAGUGAUGACAUGUUUGUCACACAAUCGUGUUGCUAUGGCAACACAAAAACUAAACCUUGGACCAUGUUCACUUCCUGUACAAGGUCAGUUCCUAUUUCAUGUGUAUGUUCCCUACUUUUCAUUGUUCUGUUGACUGUCACUUUGAGGGUCUGAGAUCCAGGGCCUAUCUAUUUAUCCUAUGAAACUAAUGUCAGUAUAGAACCCAAGACACAACUUGUGCUGUUUUAGUAGAGAAGUUGUGCCACCUUGAAUGUCACUUGUGUUCUGAAUGUUUCAUACCUUGUGUAUACAUUGAAUGCUAUCAUACAACUUUUUUUCAAUUCAAUUCCACACAAACAGAAUCAAGUGAUUGUAUUAAUACCAUGUUACACUAUACAGGAUUGAACAAAACAUAAAGCCUUGGA
This is a messenger RNA of Biomphalaria glabrata, 9271 nucleotides long. RefSeq names its product ras-specific guanine nucleotide-releasing factor 2-like. Bases 1233 to 5900 code for a protein of 1555 amino acids. The record is from RefSeq and is a predicted model, not a curated record. Gene Ontology annotation, molecular function: guanyl-nucleotide exchange factor activity; protein binding. The transcript is spliced from 33 exons. Gene Ontology annotation, cellular component: plasma membrane. Gene Ontology annotation, biological process: Ras protein signal transduction; positive regulation of GTPase activity. Lineage: Eukaryota; Metazoa; Mollusca; Gastropoda; Planorbidae.